GUUGAAGUCAGGCAAGACCGGCCACAAUUUCCACCCUUUGCGGCCUGAGCAGGCUGAGGCUGAGGUGGGAGCGCUUUGCUGCGUGCUUUGUGCAGAGGAGGAGAAAAGGAACCCAUCUUAGACUUUCGAGUUCCGACUUUCAAUCUGUAAACGACAAGCGAGGCGAUUGAAAGUUGCGGCAACCAGGCAGGAGUGCACGUGGUGGUGGUGGUUUUGAACGUGGUUGCAGAAGUCUGCCAAGGAGCUGCCUGACAAAUCACACUUGUAUUUGCUGGUCUUGACCGAUUCUGCACUGAAUAAAAGGCUCGCGCUAUUUUUAACGGUGCCAUUUUCUUUUGAUUAGCAGAAUCACAGGCGGGAGCUUUUCUAAGAAGCCCAAUACGUCUGAUUAGCAGAAUCACAGGCGGGAGCUUUUCUAAGAAGCCCGAUAGACGUAUCUGACACCACAUGGGGAAAUCCAGGAGGCAUCACAAACGGUUUCAGACGAGCAAGGCAAAGGUUGGCCUCGUCAAGAGGACCACGCAUAAAAACCCACGAAAACCGGAGGCGGUGAAACUGCCUGGUGGGGAAGGAGUCCUUGAAUGGGCCCAAAAGGGCACCCUCCAGAGCAACUAUGAGGCUGCGGGGCUGGCAGUAAAUCCAAACAAGAUUGGAGAGAAGCUAGGAAAGCGAGGGGACAUAGUGGAGCUGGUAAAGGUCAAAGAUGGGAAAGUGGUCGGCUUGGACGAGGCCGAUGACAACCCGGAUGAUGAAGAGAUUGCAGAUGAACUCCGAGGGGCAGCUGGACGGCCACGCAAGGAGAAGAAACGGGAGCUGCCCCCCCUCACGAAGAUGCAAAGAGUGUACGUGAGGGAAUUGCAAGCAAAGCACAAGGACGACUUCGAGGCCAUGGCAAAGGACAUCAAAUUGAACAAGCUGCAGCAUACGCCAGGGGCUUUGAAGUAUCUGUUCGAAAGGUAUCUAGCUCAUCCGAAGCUUCAAAGACGAGAUCAAGCUACGUGAUCCCUGCAGCGGAAGCUAGGUCUAGGUUCUUAUAUGUUCUUCACACGCGCUUUGCACAUUAACACAACCUUGGCAUGGAUCGGAGCCGUCGAAUGUUCAAUUAGACUUGACUAGGCCGCUGUAGAAAUUGCUUUCUGACGAGUAAGUGGCUUUACAAGCACUUGCUGGUGUAACUGUCCGUGUCUGUGCGUUACAUCCUGGAACGAACGUGGUUUGUAGUAUAAAGACGUCAGCAUCCCAUGUCUUGUACACAGUGAGAAAUGUACAGAGCACCGUGCUGGUGCUGGGAGGGCAUGCACAUCAUCGUAG
Klebsormidium nitens is the source of this 1311-nucleotide messenger RNA. NCBI's taxonomy places the organism in Eukaryota, Viridiplantae, Streptophyta, Klebsormidiophyceae, Klebsormidiales, Klebsormidiaceae. The record is from the annotation of a GenBank genome assembly.